This is a messenger RNA of Paramecium tetraurelia, 639 nucleotides long. RefSeq lists its product as uncharacterized. The transcript has 2 exons. The record is from RefSeq and is a predicted model, not a curated record. NCBI's taxonomy places the organism in Eukaryota, Ciliophora, Oligohymenophorea, Peniculida, Parameciidae.
AUGAUUCAAUAACUGAAGAAGCUUGUAUAAUCAAAUAAUUGCCCUCUGCCUAAGGAAAAUGGAUAGUAUUAUUAAGUAAAUGGAAACGUUUGUUAAGCGAUUUCAAAAUAGAAUUUAAGAGGUAAAUAUAACUUAACAACUAAACUCUGUGAAAGAAGUAUUGGAUAAGAGAUCUGUACUUCUCCUUAUCUGAAUUUAACAGGAUGUGUCUAAAUCACACAAGCUACGUCUUGUCGUUGGAGGGAAGAAAUUAACAAAUGUGAAAUAGUAGAAGUGAUUGAUUAAGUCACUAAAUGCACAGAAUUAAAAUAUUCAAAUCCAUCGGCAUGCUCUUCGAUUUCUGAGUUUGUAAAUAACAAGGCUAUAGAAUGUUAUUUUAACAGCAAUAAGCAAUUAUGGGAAAUUAUAAUUAAGGAGAAUUUAACUGAAAUUGAAUGUUUGCAACAGGGGUUAAACAAAUAUGGGUGUACUAUGAUUACAAAGGUUGGAUAGAGAUGUAGAUGGUUUAGAGGUUAAUGUACAAACAUUAGAAGUAAAGAAUAAAUAGCUUAAAUUUCAUGUAUUGAACUCAAAUAUGUUAAUCCAGGAACUUGUAGUCUUUGUAACUUUUAGCAAAAAUGUUUGUAAAUAUAGUUUUGA